Messenger RNA from Anolis sagrei ordinatus, 1967 nucleotides. RefSeq names its product oocyte zinc finger protein XlCOF6-like. The record is from RefSeq and is a predicted model, not a curated record. Gene Ontology annotation, molecular function: DNA-binding transcription factor activity, RNA polymerase II-specific; RNA polymerase II cis-regulatory region sequence-specific DNA binding. Lineage: Eukaryota; Metazoa; Chordata; Lepidosauria; Squamata; Anolidae. Gene Ontology annotation, biological process: regulation of transcription by RNA polymerase II. Gene Ontology annotation, cellular component: nucleus.
UGGCCCUCCGAGGCCGAAGGGAGGCAGAGAGCUGGCGGAUGUCUUCCUAGAGAGACCGGAAGUGAGUGUGUGUUUAGAGCUGGGAGGUUCAGCACAAAGGAGAGGAGGAAGACAAGACCACCCCAAGCCAGAUCUCAGCUUCAGCCCAGAAGAAGGGCCCAGGAAUGCCUUUGGACACAGCUCCAUGGAAGGUCAAGCGCAGGCGAGUGAAAAUUGUGGGGACCUAAAUGUGGCACCUUGGGAAAUGACUCCCUCUCUUAUGGGAAAAGAGGAAUUUGGGAGUCAGAAGGGACCGAAAAUGCGAGGGAAGAAGAAGAACAACUCGGGGGCUCCUCAUGGCAAGGCCAAGGAGUCCAGCCAGGUGACGUGCCCCAUCUGCGGGAGAGUAUGCAAUUGCAAAGCCCAAUUCGACAUCCACUUCCGCGUCCACACGGGGGAGAAGCCCUACGGAUGCAACGAAUGCGGAAAGAGCUUCAGUCGGCAGGAGAGCCUCCAUUCGCACCGCAGGACCCACACUGGGGAGAAGCCAUUCCGGUGCGCAGAGUGCGGGAAGAGCUUCAUUGACAGCGGGGCGUGUGUCAAGCACCAGCGGACCCACACAGGAGAGAAACCCUACAAGUGUGAGGAGUGCGGGAAAUGCUUCAGUCGGCACGAGCGCCUCCACUUGCACCGACGGGUCCACACCGGGGAGAAGCCGUACCGAUGCGCGGAGUGCGGGAAGGGCUUCGUCGAUAGUGGAACAUGCGCUCGGCAUCAAAGAACCCACAAUGGGGAGAAACUGUACACUUGCGGAGAGUGCGGGAAGAGUUUUGCCGACAGUGGCGCCUAUACGAGACAUCAGCGGACCCACACAGGGGAGAAGCCAUACACGUGCAAGGACUGCGGGAAAGGUUUCAGUGACAGCGGAGCGUGCGCUCGACAUCAAAGGACCCACACGGGGGAGAAGCCGUACACAUGCACGGAAUGUGGAAAGAGAUUCGGCGACCGUGGCGCGUGGACGAAGCACCAACAAACCCACACCGGCGUGAAACCGUACCGAUGCACCGAGUGCGGAAAGAGCUUCAGGCUGCGUGGAAAUCUGCGAUCACAUCAAAGGACCCACACAGGAGAGAAACCGUAUAAAUGCACUGAGUGCGGGAAGAGCUUCUGCAGCAGUGCGGCGUGCCAUAGACACCAGAGAACACACACUGGGGAGAAGCCCUACAAGUGCGGGCAGUGUGGGAAGAGCUUCAGUAGGCAUGAUCAUCUCCAUUCCCACCAGAGAGCCCACGCGGGGGAGAAAGCCUACAGCUGUAUGGAAUGCGGGAAGAGCUUCCACACUGGCGAGAAUGUGAUAGGACCCCAAGAGACCCCCAAAGCAGAGAAAACAUAGAAAGUGCCUGGAAUGUGGAAAGUGGAAGAAACAUAACCAUUGGGUUGUUGUAGGUUUUUUCAGGCUAUAUGGCCACGUUCUAGAGGCAUUCUCUCCUGACGUUUCGCCUGCAUCUAUGGCAGUGGUACUCAACCUUCCUAAUGCUGCAACCCCUUAAUACAGUUUCUCAUGCUGUGGUGACCCCCAACCAUAAAAUUAUUUUUGUUGCUACUGGUGGGGUGGGGGGAGGUGGGAUUGAUUUUGACAUCUGGGAUUCAUAGUUCACCUACAAUCAAAGAGCAUUCUGAACUCUACCAGCGAUGGAAUUGAACCAAACCUGGCACACAGAACUCCCAUGACCAACAUAAAAUACUGGAAGGGUUUGCUGGGCAUUGUCCUUGAGUUUGGGAAUUGUAGUUCACCUACAUCCAGAGAGCACUGUGGACUCAAACAAUGAUGGAUCUGGACCAAACUAUGCCUACAUGUCAACACUGGUGAAAUUUGGGGGAAAUAGACUUGACAUGUGGGAGUUGUAGUUGGUGGGAUUUAUAGUUCACCUACAAUCUAAUUCUGACCUCCAGUAACAAUGGAAUUGAACCAAGCUUGGCACACAGAA